Molecule: messenger RNA, 240 nt
Organism: Prunus armeniaca (apricot)
Lineage: Eukaryota; Viridiplantae; Streptophyta; Magnoliopsida; Rosales; Rosaceae
Source: the annotation of a GenBank genome assembly
AUGCCUGAAAAUAAUGAUGGUGCCAAAGUCUGCGCAGAAAAACAUGGGGAUAAUUGCAAUGAUGGGUCAGCUGGUUGCAUAAAUAAUGAGAUCAACAAUGGUGCUGAAGGAGAUGGUGCACACGUCUCAGGCAUAGGUGGGGCAGGUGCUGGAAACCUUGACGUUUCUGCUGUUGGAACCUUCAAAUCCUUCAGCCUUCUAACUUGGAUAUUUGGGGCUUCUGCUUUAAUCUUUUGGUAA